AUGUGGAGAGAAAACGGAGUAAAGAGCGAAGAGAAAGCGCUGUGUGCUGCGGAGGAAGGACCGGAGCAGCGCGGGGACGGAGAGCCUGCGCGGGACGGCUACGCUCCGUUUCUGUCCCUGACCAGCAGAGAGACCCCGGCCCCGCAGCCUGACAGCCUGAGCCUCCCCGGGCCCGGCCACUACGACGUCUCCCCCGUGCAGGUGAACAUCCAUGGAGGUCGCAGUCUGCAGAACCGCUCUCAGCGCUUUGUAGAGCCUGUUGCUCAGGUGCCCGGUCCAGGCUCGUACCAGGUCGAACCUGCCCCGGGGCAGAGGAGGAGCGAGGGCCAGGACAAACGAUCACCGCACAAAGGGACUAAGACUUUCUGCACCUCUGGGUUCCUCAACGUUCCCUCCAUCCCCUCUCCGGGUCAGGCCUUUGGGUACGAGGACGACGGAGGAGGGCGUCUCCUGAGGCAGCAGCCGCCCCCCCGAGACGGCACCUUGGGGCCCGCCUACUACAACCUUCUGGAGACAGAAGAGCCGUCCUCUCAGAAAUACAGAGGCGUCCAUUUUGGGAACAUGACGGGAAGAAGGAAGAGAGAGGAGGCGUUGGAGGACCUGCCCGGCCCGGGACACUACUGCCCCGAACUUGUGCAGGAGACACAGUAUGAGAACGUGAAUCUAAAGAAGGAGCAGAGGGUCCGCGCUGAGCUCCACAUCCCCCGAUACCACGAACUGUUGCCUCUACGGGAACAUAAGAAGACAUGCUGCCUCGAUGUGCUACCCACUAAAUUUUUAAAGUCUGUGCUCAACAGUUUGCUGUCACCACUCACUCACAUAGUUAAUAUGUCACUUCAAUCUGGAACAUUCCCAAGUGCUUUGAAAACUGCGGUUAUCAAGCCUCUCCUAAAGAAGAGCAGUCUUGAUGCCACAAUAUUGAACAAUUAUCGACCAAUCUCAAAUCUGCCAUUUUUAGGCAAAGUCCUUGAAAAAGUUGUUUACCAACAGCUUAUUAACUUCCUUGAAAUGAACAACUCCUUUGAUGUUUUCCAAUCAGGUUUUAGACCCCACCACAGCACUGAGACUGCUCUUAUCAAGGUGACAAAUGACAUCCGCCUGAACACUGAUGCAGGCAAAGUCUCAGUCUUGAUCCUGUUAGAUCUGAGUGCUGCUUUUGACACUGUUGAUCAUGGGAUCCUCUUACAGAGACUGGAGGACUGGGAGGGCAUCUCUGGUACGGCACUAAACUGGUUCAAGUCCUAUUUAGAAAACAGGGAGUACUUUGUUGAAAUUGGAAAAUGUAUAUCAGAUAAAAUGUCCCUGACCUGUGGGGUGCCCCAGGGUUCAAUCCUGGGACCCCUGCUUUUCAGUCUCUACAUGCUGCCGUUAGGCCAGUUAAUACGCAGUAAUAAUGUGUCUUACCACAACUAUGCAGAUGACACUCAGAUCUAUGUCUCACUAGCAGCAGGUGAAUAUGGACCAGUGGAUUCACUCUGCCACUGCAUCCAACAGAUCAGUGUGUGGAUGCAAAACAACUUUCUCCAGCUAAACUCAGACAAGACUGAAGUUAUCAUCUUUGGCCCACAGAAACAUAGAGAAAGUGUCAGCAGUCACCUCCAGUCUCUCUCUCUAAAACCUUCAAAUCAGGCUAGAAAUCUAGGGGUAAUAAUGGACUCAGACUUGAACUUUAACAGCCACAUCAAAUCAAUAACAUCUGCAGCUUUUUACCACCUAAAAAACAUUGCAAAAAUCAAAGGUAUACUGUCAAAGCCAGACUUAGAGAGACUUAUCCAUGCAUUUGUCUCCAGUAGGUUAGACUACUGUAAUGGCCUGCUCACUGGCCUCUCCAAACGAGCCUUAACACAGCUGCAGUACAUCCAGAAUGCUGCUGCUCGGGUCCUGACUAGAACCAGGAAGUAUGAGCACAUAAGUCCUGUGCUCAGGUCUCUGCACUGGCUUCCUGUAGCUCAAAGAAUAGACUUUAAAGCAGCUCUGCUUGUGUAUAAGUCUCUCCAUGGCCUAAGUCCAAAGUAUAUCUCCGACAUGUUAGUGCCAUAUGAACCAUCUCGCAAUUUGAGGACUUCAGGGAUCGGCCUCCUGCUGGUGCCCAGAGUCAGGACUAAACAUGGGGAAUCAGCGUUUAAAUUUUAUGCAGCUAAAACUUGGAACAGUCUUCCUGAAGAUGUGAGACAGGCCUCUACUUUGACAAUGUUUAAAUCCAGACUCAAAACAGUUGGCGUUCCAGGGCCAGGUCAGUACGACAUCCGCGGUCAGUUUGAGAGAUCCAUGAGGUCUUCUGCCAAGUCCUGCCCCUUCAUCUUCCAGGCUCAGAGGUUCAGUCCUGUGAAGGAGGUGGCGCCCCCUGUAGGAGCCUAUGACGACCCGCGCACUGCAAUGGAGCUGCUGAAGAAGUCCAGCUCUUCCCAGAAGAAGAGUCCUUUCUGUAGCACAGCGGCUCGCUUCAGCCCCGAGCGGAGGAGAAACUCUCUGCCAGGUCCAGGCUCGUACGAUGUCUUCGAUCACGGUGUGGCCCGGGACUGUUUUAAAAAGGCCUAUUUGGACCAGACCAAAGGGGGAUUUGGCUCUAGCUCUCAGCGCUGCACUGUCUUCAGCAGACAGAGCACAGGGCCCAGUCCAGGACAGUACCAGGUGGAGAGAAGGAGCGAGGAGUCCUACAAGAAGCAGAACACAGCAGUCUUUAAAUCCGCCACAGAGCGCCUGGUGUUACCCCUACAGGCUACAGACACUCCGUCUCCAAACGCGUACGGCCGUUUGGAGAAGCCACGCUCGUUCUCUGAGCCCCGGAGUGAAGACGCUCGGAAACGCCAGGGCAGCUUCCUGUCCACAGCCCCGCGGGAAAACCUGUUCCUCCGUGCAGACCCGGACAGCCCAGGUCCAGGUCAGUACAACCCCAGACUGACCCCCGUCCCACAGAAGUCGCUCAUCGUGUCCAAAGACGAGAGAUUCAAAGUCCAACUGAGCGCUGUCCCUGGCCCUGGAACUUACCAGCUGAGCCCAGGUCUGCUCCACACCGUCCUGAAGGGCACCUUUAACGUCACCCUUAAAAACCCUCUGAACGCCCGCAUGGUCCCUACGAAUGACCCCGCCUCCAAACCGACCAACCACAGCACUUCCAGCCCUCUGAACGCCUGCAUGGUCCCUGGAUCCAGGACUGCACUCAGACAGAUAAACCAGGCCCCACCCAACACUGGGGCCACGCCUCCUCCCAGCGCCCGCUAG
Messenger RNA from Periophthalmus magnuspinnatus, 3222 nucleotides. It is a transcript of the gene stpg2, whose product is annotated as sperm-tail PG-rich repeat containing 2. Lineage: Eukaryota; Metazoa; Chordata; Actinopteri; Gobiiformes; Gobiidae. The transcript has 14 exons. The record is from RefSeq and is a predicted model, not a curated record. The coding region runs from base 1 to 3222 and encodes 1073 amino acids.